Penicillium chermesinum is the source of this 1149-nucleotide messenger RNA. RefSeq lists its product as uncharacterized. Lineage: Eukaryota; Fungi; Ascomycota; Eurotiomycetes; Eurotiales; Aspergillaceae. The coding region runs from base 1 to 1149 and encodes 382 amino acids. The record is from RefSeq and is a predicted model, not a curated record. The transcript is spliced from 5 exons.
AUGGCGCAACACUCGACCGCAGAGAACAACCAGACCGAGGGGCCUCUGAUUCUCGGAGUCUCCUGGCUCUUGAUUGCCGUCCCAGGAGUUACGCUAGCCCUUCGCAUUUUCUGUAAAACCGUGCUUAGCCGCGGGCUCGGAUGGGAUGACCUUGUCAUCGUGUUCGCCUGGCUUCUGCAUGUGACCUACACUGGGAUGAUUACACAUGGAGUGAAAAUCGGGGUCAUUGGCAAACAUGUUUACGCCAUUGAAGAUGCCUCGAAGAUUCCCGAGGGGCUGAAGAUGGUAUAUAUCAGUUUUGUCAUUAUCAUUUUUGGGUGUGUAUUCGCCAAGACAUCUUUUGCGAUUACUUUACUCCGUAUCGUGACUCGCCCCUGGAUGAAGAUCUCUCUGUGGUUCAUUAUCAUCAGCAUGAAUAUACUCAUGUGGACCACUGGUGUCUCCUAUUUAGCUCAGUGCUCACCCGCGGCCGCGCUUUGGCGAACUGAGCUACUGGCGACAGCCAAGUGCUGGCCUCCCAUCGCUUUUGAGGUUCUCGGCAUGACUGCUGGAGCUUAUUCGGGCUUCAUGGAUUUUGUCCUCUCUUUGUUCCCUUGGGUGAUCCUAUGGAAUUUGCAAAUGAACAAACGAGAGAAAUUCGGCAUUGCUCUUGCUAUGAGCAUGGGCAUAUUUGCGGCUGUCACCGCGUUUAUCAAAACCUCGAAGCUGGUCAAUGUGACCGAGAUCAAAGAUUUUACCUACUUCUGUACCUCGUUAAUUCUCUGGGCAUCCGCCGAAACAGGCCUCACAAUCUUCGCAGCCUCGAUUCCCUCCCUCCGACUCAUCAUUGCGCGUAUGCGAUCCAGCUACGACCGCAUGGAUGAGUCUCAGAAAUACGGUCUUCAUUCUUCGAGUCGACGCACGGCACCCCGUCGGGGUGAUGCCUCCCAUGAUACCGAUCCAUACUACUACAUGGGCGGUGAGGCGAUCACUCUUGCUGAUCGGAAGGAUGAUAGCAGCGACAAGAGUAUUCUUGGGAAAUCAACCAUUCAGCAGACCCAAGAGAUCUCUGUCACAUACGAGCACUCCAUGGACGAGGAAGGAAUGGCAGCAAACCGGGUGGAUACGUUUCCCGCUCGGUUGCACUCUCCCUCGCCGAUUCGCUUCUGA